Molecule: messenger RNA, 3130 nt
Organism: Chlamydomonas reinhardtii
Lineage: Eukaryota; Viridiplantae; Chlorophyta; Chlorophyceae; Chlamydomonadales; Chlamydomonadaceae
Exons: 12
Coding region: 168-2474 (768 amino acids)
Source: RefSeq, a predicted model, not a curated record
GUUACCACGCCCAAGGGUCCCUGUCACAAUGUCACACAGUCGGCCUACAGCCCCCAGACUUCCUCGUUCGCGAGCGCAAAGACUACAGAAGUUUAAGGCUUCACAUAUUAGACUGUUUUAACACAAACUGUCACUACAUUACACACUUUGCAGACUAGAAUGUCGGCAUGUUCACUUGUCGGCGACGAAAGGCACUCCGCCCAGUCCGCAAUGGCCUGCGACUGAACCUGUUCGACAUCAUCCGCCAGCAGGCGCGGCAGGCGCAGCAGGCGGGCGGCGAGCAGGCGGUGCCGGAGUACGGCGAGGCGGAGGGGGCCGCCGCCGGCCGCACUGACAGGCAGGUGGCGGCUAUGCACCAGGCCGAGACCCAGACCCAGGCCACGACCCAGGAGCAGCAACAGCAGUACGUGCCGCGCCCGCCGAGCGGCAUGUCGGGAGGGCACGGCCCGUACCGCGCCCCCGACCCGGCCUCCCUGAGUGAUGAGGACCGACUCUUUCCCACCAACGCCAGUGCCACCGCCGCGACCACCACUGCGCCGCCAACCACCGCCACCAGCGCGUCCUUCAAGCUGCCAUCGAAUCAACCCCAGCAGCCGCAGCCGCAGCAGACACCGGAGCCCUCCUGGCGCUCCAUCGAUGAGUUGCGCAGCCACCACCACGACUUCGCCUGCGGCCCCGCGGCCGAUGUGCCCUGCGCGGUAGGCGGCGUGGUGGUUGUGGCGCUGGAUGACAGUGACGACGCGGCGGCGGCGGCGGCGUUUGCGGCGAAGCACCUGUACAAGCCCGGCACGGACGAGCUGCGCAUUGUGCACGUGGUGUGCGACCCCCGCGCCCUGCACUGGACCACGUCAGUGGGAGCCACGCCUUCAGGCCGCGACAUCUCCCUGGACUCCAUGGACCUCACCGAGCUGACGGACGUGGGCGUGCUGGGCGGCAGUGGCGUGCGGCUGGUGCCGCCCAGCGCCACGGCGGCGGAGGUGGCGGUGGCGGCGGGCGUGUCGGGCGGCACGGUCGAGGAGCCGGAGCUGAAGGACUACCUGUCCCGCCUGAAUGCGUCGGCGGCGGCGGUGGUGUCGCGCCGCUGCGCCGGCUUGGCGGCGGCGGGUGUGACGCACUACAGCACCGAGCUGCCGCGACUGACCGUGCCGCGCUCCGCGGCCGCCAUCGCGCAGGCGCUGAUGGAGUCGGUGAAGCGCGCCGACGCCAAACUUCUGGUGGUGGCCAACCACGGCCCCGGAGCUCUGGCUGAGUACGGCUCUGUGGCACGCUAUUGCUACCAGCACUCGCCCGUGCCGCUGCUGCUCUUCCCCAGCCUGAGCGCUCAGGCCGAGGCCGCGGCACUGGCUGCACGCCACUGCCCCGCCGCAACCGCAGCUGCUGCAGCCACCGAGACGGCUGGCGCCAUUGCCACGGAGGACGCCGCGGCGGCGCAGCCGCAGCCGUACGUUCCGGGUCUGAAUGCGCACAUGGACACGGCCGCCGGCGGCGCGGCGGCGGCUGACGCCGCCGCCGCCACCCCCGCCUCCAGUGAUGCGGAAUACGUGUGGGAACCGUCCGUACAGCAGCCGGCGCAGCUGCAGCCGCAGCCGGCGGAGGCGGAGGCGCGGGCGCGCAGCGUGGCUGCGGCGGCGGCUGGCGCCGCGGUGUCGGGCGCCGCGGCCGCCGCGGCCGCGGCAAUGCAGGCGCUGGUGGCGGCGUGGCGCCUGGGGACGGGCGUGGACCGCGGACGUGUGGAGGCGGAGGUGCUGGAUGCGGCGGUGGAGGAGGCGGUGGAGGAGGCUCUGGACGACGACGAGGUGGCGGCGGGGCUGCAGGAGCUUGUGGAGGCGGCGGUGCAGGGCGGAGACGUGGCCACCACACUGGAUGAGGCCGUCACGGAGGCGGUGCAGGAGGCGGUGGCGGGCGUGCUGGCCGCCCCCACGACCGUCCCAGCCCCAGCCCCAGCAGCCGCCGCCUCACAGCCGCAGCAGCAGAUGGGCGACGACCGCCGCCACCUGGACUACACGGCCAGCGCCGCGGCUGCUACUGCUGCUGCGGCUGCUGCCGCGGCUGCUACAGCGGAGGCCGCCGGGCCGGACGUGCUGCUUGUGGUCAACCACCUGGAGGAGCUGGCGGACGUGUGGCAGUGGGUUGCGGACAACGUGACCAAGAAGGGCGACACGCUGGCCAUCUGGCACGUGGCCGGCCCCAGCUCCAGCGGCAUGCCCUCGCUGCCCGUGGCGCUGUCCAACCAGAUGCGGCGCCGCGGGCUGCGCGACGUGAGCUAUAAGCAGCUGUACAGCGACUCCGGAGACCCGGAGGACCUGGGCGAGCAGGUGUGCACGGCCGCCGCGAUGAGCCCCGCCACUCGCCUGGUGGUGAUGCUCAACUACAGCCGCCGCGGCCUGAUUGCCGAGGCACUGCGCGGCUCGCUGGCCUCGCACCUCAGCCGCCACUGCGCCAAGCCGCUGCUGCUACUGCAGCUGCCGGAGUAAAGCGGUUCGGCGAGAGCUUCAGCCAACAGCCAUGAGUCAGGCGUGCGCCAGCCGGGCAGGAGCACAGCAGCAGAUGGCACGCGUGGCAGGAGAUGCUUGCGGCAGGAGAGAACCCAGUACCGGCGCGAGGCGGUGCACGUGCGACGAAGCCCAUGGGUAAGGGCACGGCACAUACAUAGUUGCACAUAGCUCCGUGCAUACACGUCUGGGGACGACCACUGGGCAGGUUGGGUUUGAGGCAGACUCGCGGGCUGAUUGUGGCGGGCCCGGUUGCGCUGAUUGUGACAGGUUGUGAAGGGGUAGAGGACCUGAGGUCAAGUGCUAUAACGCGUAAGUCCGUCGUCGUGGCGUCAGUCCGACGAGGGCGCGUGGAAGGAGAGCAAACCUAGCGGGUCGUAGCGCGCCAAGUUCAUCGCUUCAGCCAGGGCUCCGCGGUCGGAAGGUGUCUGUCUAGCAAGGUCCGCACCGCAAUGCACAGACGGGGUUGAGGCCGCUGUCACUUAGUGAUCAAGGUCGAGUGGCGGUCUGCUAAGGCAUUUGAGGUAUGGUCCACCGCUAGGCUUGUCUAUGCAAUCCGGCAGUUGUGCUUGGGAGUUGGGAAGCUACUUGAAACAACGUACUGAUUUGGAGCUGCUGCAGUGUAAACAUACAUGCGC